GGGCCUCUUCCAUUCCUUAUAUGAUCCAUCAAGACGUCAAGCUGGCAUCAAAAACAACAUCUCUUCCUCUUCUUGUGUAAUUUGCGAUGGCCGACUUGGCUUCUUCAAUGUUUCGAUAAUUCUUGUUUUAUCAUUGCUUCUCCCUGAUCCAUCCAGUUUUGUUCUUUCCGGUCACCCUUUGCCUUUGUUUCAUCCUGUCGUGUAGAUCCGAUUCAUCGUUAUCACCGAUAACAAUCAACACCGACGACACUCGAUCCCUUGAACAUGGCCGUCUUUGUAGAUCUUGAAGACGAAGAUGUCGAUCCUGGCCAGGUUCAGCCCUUUCAUCAUGGCUUCAACCUGCCGGCUAGGAAUUGUACCGGAACGGGGAUCGUCACCGACAUCGGCCGGACCAAGAUGGAGGGCGAGGGCAGCUUGCACACAGAGAAACAUCGCGAGGAGGCUCACGAGCCCGUUGUCAGAGAGAAUCCGAACCAGAACUCCAUGACACUGGCUUUGGGAUGCUAUCCUAUCGUCAUGUCUCUGGCUGCCUCCAUUGACUUGAACACGCUCGAUAACCUAUCGCGAACCUGCCGCCAGAUCAGGGCAGGCCUGUUGCAGUAUCGCAAGAUGCUCCUUGUUUCGACCUUGCAUUGCUCCAACGAACAUCUCCCUAUCGAUCCCGACGCGGUGCUGCGCUAUCGCGCUCGUACCGUCAACUGGUUUUACAUGCAAGAGAUGGGAAUCCCUAAUAAACCCUGCAAGGUCGGUCAAUGCGCCCGCGAUCUGGUUGGAGGGUGUCGCCGUUGCGGUACUGUCGUCUGUCGGAAUUGUGCCAUUAAACCUCCGGCACCGAUUGUGCUCCGCGACCGACACCGCCGGCUAUGCGUAACAUGCGCAAAGACGCCCAUAGGGAAUCUCAUAAAGCCACUCCUUGGCCCCGAGUUCUCCGUCGAGUCGGACGAUGUGCAAAGAGCCAUCUGCAAAUGUGACACAGAUGGAGUCUGGCUUUGCCAGCCAUGCGGUAAAUCAAUACGGAAUGAUGAUUACGAUUACAAAAGCAUCUGGAGAUGGCGUAACCAGUACACCGAUGUCCUCGGCGGUCUCGGCACUGGCAUCGGCGAAGGCGAUCGCGGCGUUAUUUGCGGCCGCGGGAGUGACUGCUGCGCUGCCCGGAAGCGGGAACAGGAGACCGACUGUGAUGCCGAAGAUGCUCAAGAAGCCGACGGCACCUAUGAAUACACUCCGUCUCCCUCUACCACCACUGUCUCGAAUGGUUCCAACAUUUCCAUCGCCUUUUGGGGCACCGAUACUGCCAGCACCACUAGUAGUAACGGAAGUGUGAACGGUAGCAACGCUUCCUCGUCAUCUCAGACGGGCGGUCUUGGCUCUGCCUUGGCCGGGCCCGGCCUCGAACGCAGGACCCCUAGUCCUAUGCUGAAGCCUGGCUAUGAAAGGCACGAGAUCGAGGGCAUUGGCGGUGUGGUCAAGAAGAAGCUUGUCCGGAUGGUCAAGGUCGGGGCCUGUGUCCCUGAAUGGCCGGACGAGCGGGAUCGAGGCGAUAUCCUUGGCCGGGAGAUGCAGGCCAAAGUGAGGAGUUGGUGUGGCUGGUGUUGGAGGGUGAUUCCCGGAAAGCUGGACUAUGAAUUCGCCAGACAGGAGGCUAGGAGUAAGGCGCUUGAGGAAAGAUAAGAAAAGAGGGUAAUAAGGGUAUAGGCGUCAUAAUGUCUUGGAUGGCAGUCGUAAUCGUCGCUUGCUGAGGUUUUGCUUUUCAUUAAAAGGGGCGUGAUGGUUCGUAGGAGUACGUUAGAGGAAGGGAAAUCGAAAUUGUAGCUUUUAUGGAGGUUGAUAGGGUUUGGAUAACGUUACUUGCUUUUAACCAUAUAGAGGUACAAUAUAGCUGAGACUGUUCACCUAG
Neurospora tetraspora is the source of this 1897-nucleotide messenger RNA. RefSeq lists its product as uncharacterized. The coding region runs from base 265 to 1671 and encodes 468 amino acids. The transcript has 4 exons. The record is from RefSeq and is a predicted model, not a curated record. NCBI's taxonomy places the organism in Eukaryota, Fungi, Ascomycota, Sordariomycetes, Sordariales, Sordariaceae.